Poecilia reticulata (guppy) is the source of this 1053-nucleotide messenger RNA. RefSeq names its product FKBP prolyl isomerase 7 (gene fkbp7). The record is from RefSeq and is a predicted model, not a curated record. Gene Ontology annotation, molecular function: peptidyl-prolyl cis-trans isomerase activity; calcium ion binding. Lineage: Eukaryota; Metazoa; Chordata; Actinopteri; Cyprinodontiformes; Poeciliidae.
UUCAGAAGUUGCCACGAACGCAAAGCGGGAUGAUGCGGAGGCUGGUGAGCUGCGCUGUGUGCGUGUUUCUGGGCUGGCAGCUCGGUUCCGUCUGGGCCGCCGAACCGCAGGACCAGGUCCAGAUCCAGGUUCUGUUCAGGCCCGAAGAGUGCAGCAGGAGGAGCAAGAAGGGAGACCUGAUCAACGCUCACUACGACGGCUUCCUGGAAAAAGAUGGUUCCCAGUUCUACUGCAGCCGGUCGGACAAGCAGGGACACCCCCAGUGGUUCGUCCUGGGCGUGGGACAGGUCAUCAGAGGCCUGGACGUCGGCAUGAUGGACAUGUGCGCCGGGGAGAAGAGGAAGGUGACGGUUCCGUCGGAGCUGGCGUUCGGUCCGACAGGAAAAGGUCCGGUUCCGCCCAACGCCACAGUGGUGUUCGAGGUGGAGGUGCUGUCCGUGUCCAGAGGCCCCCGCAGCAUGGAGGCCUUCGGACAGAUUGACGUGGACAAGGACAAGAGCCUCACCAAGGCGGAGGUGAAGGAAUACCUGAAGCUGGAAUAUGAAAAGGGCGGGAAGCCGCGGGACGAGCCGUUCUAUGAGAAAAUCCUGGCCGACAUCUUCUGGAAGAGCGACCAGGACCGAGACGGGCAGAUCAGCGCCAAGGAGUAUAACAUAUAUGAACGGGACGAGCUGUAGCGGCUGUGUCUGUGAUUCCUUUAGAGAGGAAACGGGAAGAAGUGAAACUGAAUCAGUUGGUCUGUUUUCAUGAGUUAAACCACUUCUGCUCCCAGAUGACAUCCACACUUCUUCUUCUGGUGUUUUUAAAGUUAAUUUAGUGGCACACAUUUCUAAGUAACUGAUUUUUAUCGGUUUGGAUCACGUCCAGAAUCGAUGCMUUUAGAUUAACGGUUCUAGAACWGGAAGGUAGGAACCGAUGUAAGCCUGCUGUAGUACCCGGACUAACCACGAGGCUGCACAGGUCACAUAACUGCCGGGCGGAUGAGCCACAGGCAGAACUUUUUAUUUGAAACCACUUCYGAGGCUGGAUUUAUGAAAUAAAGACGUAGAACAA